AAAUACCCAUCCAUUUCAUUUCAGUCCUCAUCGUCUUCCUUCACACUUUGCACAGUCCAGAGUCCAGACCUCUCUACUGCGACCCGAACCUCUUCACCAAAACCGACCUCUGUAUCGCUCUUUCACUCUUCACGCUCGCACGCGCUUAGAUUAUUCCGAUCGACGACCGGUACCGGAAUUUCAUCUUCAAUCCAGGAAACGGGUUCAAGCAUGGAUUCGUAUACACUUAAGUCCAUGGCAGACUUGCCGGCUCCUUUUCGAGCAUGUUUUAAUUUUAGGUAUUUCAACUCUUUGCAGAGUGAAUGCUUUCCUGCUUGUUUCCACUCAGAUGUGAACAUGGUUGUGUCAGCGCCAACUGGAAGUGGUAAAACAGUCAUUUUUGAGCUUUGCAUUUUGAGGCUUCUUUCAAGAUUCAUCUCUGAGGAUGGGAGGUUUACACCUACAAAUGGAACUCUCAAAACAAUCUAUAUUGCCCCAUCAAAAGCUUUAGUUCAGGAGAAGGUUCGUGAUUGGACCCAGAAGUUUGGAUCUCGGGGCAUAGUUUGCUUGGAGCUCACUGGAGAUAAUGAAUCUUACAACACCAGGAGUUUACAGGAAGCAGACAUUAUUUUAACCACUCCUGAGAAAUUUGAUGCUGUAACGCGGUAUCGCAUAAAGGAUGGUGGAUUGGGCUUUUUCAGCGAUAUAGCACUUCUACUUAUUGAUGAAGUUCAUCUUUUGAAUGAUCCUCGUGGAGCAGUUUUGGAAGCAAUAGUUAGCAGAAUAAAAAUGCUUGCUUACAACCCUGAAAUGAAGUCAAGCGCUCUGGCUCAUGUUCGUUUUCUAGCUGUGUCUGCCACCAUUCCAAAUAUUGAGAACCUUGCGGAGUGGCUCAAGGUGCCCGUCCAAGGGAUUAAAAGGUUUGGAGAAGAAAUGAGGCCUGUAAAGCUGACUACAAAAGUUUUUGGCAACGCCCCAGCAAAAAAUGAUUUUCUAUUUGAAAAGCGCCUUCAAAACUACAUUUUCGAUAUCCUUAUGCAAUAUUCAAGAGGGAAGUCCGCUCUAAUUUUUUGCUCAACUAGAAAAGGCGCACAAGAAGCAGCACAGAUACUUUCUCAGACAGUCAUGGCCUUUGGUCAUUCAAAUCCAUUCAUUAAAAGCAGAGAACAGCAAGAGAGGCUAAGGGAAGCUUCAUUGUCAUGCAGUGACAAACAAAUGCAAUCUUAUAUGAUUUAUGGUGUUGGUUAUCACAACGGUGGCCUUUGCCUCAAGGAUCGUAAUCUCAUUGAAAGCCUUUUCCUUAAGGGUGAUGUUCAAAUUCUGUGCACAACAAAUACUCUUGCACAUGGAAUCAACCUACCAGCACAUACAGUAGUCAUAAAAUCAACUCAGCACUUCAACAAAGAAAAAGGAGUCUACAUGGAAAUUGACCGAUCUACACUGCUACAGAUGUGUGGUAGGGCAGGUCGGCCACCUUUUGAUGAUACAGGAAUGGUUAUAAUCAUGACAAGAAGAGAUACGGUUCACUUGUAUGAGAAUCUCUUGAAUGGAUGUGAGAUGGUGGAAUCACAAUUGCUUUCAUGUUUGACGGAGCAUUUAACUGCGGAGAUAGUUCAACUGACUGUCUCUGACAUUACAAGGGCAAUCGAAUGGAUGAAGUGCUCUUUCUUGUACGUGAGAAUGAAGAAGAACCCUGGACACUAUGCAGUUAGAAAAGUUAUUUCCAAUGAUCGUAUAGAAAAGCAUAUGCUAGAGGUCUGUGUACAGAAAGUUAAUGAGUUGUCGCAGCAUCAGAUGAUAUGGACUGAUGAAGAUGGUUUUCUGUUGAAACCACUAGAACCUGGGAGGCUGAUGACGAAGUACUAUUUGAAAUUUGACACAAUGAAAUACAUUAUUCAGACACCUGCAAACUGCAGCUUGGAAGAUGCUCUUCAUGUGAUAUGCCGUGCUGAGGAAAUUUCAUGGAUACAGCUCAGGCGCAAUGAGAAAAAGCUUCUAAAUGACAUAAACACUGAUAAAGAUGGUCGCCUGCGCUUUCACAUUCUUGAUGACAAAGGGAAGCGAAAAAAGCGUAUUCAAACCAGAGAAGAAAAGAUAUUUCUUUUGGCUAAUGACUGCUUGACUGGUGAUCCUUCGGUGCAUGAUUUAUCCCUUACCCAGGAUAUGAACUCCAUAUGCUCAAAUGGCUGUAGAAUUGCCAGAUGCAUGAAAGAAUUUUUUAUUUACCAAAAGAAUUACAAAGGAGCCUUGAACUCGAUGCUUUUGGCAAAGUCUAUGUAUCAGAAACUCUGGGAUGACAGUCCAUACUUGCUGAAACAAUUACCAGGGAUUGGAAUGGUGACUGCAAAGGCACUACAUUCGAUGGGAGUUAAAUCAUUUGAGACACUAGCUGAGGCUGAUCCUAGGAGAAUUGAGAUAGUCACUGGUCGAAAAUACCCAUAUGGGAACCAUAUAAAAGAGUCUCUACUGUCUCUACCUCCAAAGGUUGAGUUGAAAGUUGAGGAAACUGAAUGCCGGGGGCAAGGGAAACUGAUGCUAGCGGUGACACUGACUAGGCUAUCACAGACACUCCAAUCAACAAAACGACAUUAUGCUGAUAUGAUUGUAGGUUCAGAAGAAGAUAACCUGGUUCUCUUUCAUGAGAAAAUAAGAGUCGAUGAAUUCUCGAGCCCCUAUAGCGCAACAGUUCUCCUGUCAAAUCCCCAACAAGGAAAGCUGACUGUUAAGGCUGAUCUUAUAUUUGAAGAAUACAUUGGUAUUGAUCUAAACCAGGAGCUUAUCUUAAUGAAGAAAAGCAAUUUAAGUACAAUUAACAAACGAGGAAAAAAAGCACCCUCUCUUCCUCUACCUGAGGAAGUAUGUAUCAUAGAAGAUGAUACUUACGAAGGCCCAAGUGAAGUGCUUCCAAACUCGACGAAAUCCAAAAGGGUAGAUGGUCCCAUGCCCAGUUUCAAGCUUCUAGAUGAAGACUCUGAAGAAGAUGAGGUUGCCAACAAAGUUCAUGAAGAUGAGAUUGCUGCCAAAGUUCAAACUGAUGACAAAGUUGUGACACAACAAACAGUAUUUGACCACAUACGUGAAAAGGCAAAGAACUUCCCUGUCUUGGCGUCAUCAAAUAGUGUGCUUCCUCCAUCAUCAGAGCCCUUGGAAUUAGCAAGGAAACGUGCUCGUGAGAAGAAGCUUGGCCCGGAAAGUGGAGUAGAGGUUCUGGAAGAAUUAGAAUGGAAUAAAGUUCAAAGACGAACUGUGGUCAAUCCAUCUUCAGAACUUAAAGAAGAUGUUGUUCUGCUUUCUAGUAUCAAAAAUCAUCCAACUCCCAGAAGCUCAGCUGCCCUGAACGUCAUGGAUGGCAGAGGAGAAACAAUAUUCGAGCACAUACGCACAAAAGCUAAGAAUUUUCCGGUGAUCAAUAAACCAAAUGUGGUGGAGGCUGAGUCUUUAAUCCAGACAAAACAACGCCUAUAUAAGACUGAACCAGAGUUUAGCAUGGAUAUUACUGCCGUGCUGAAAGGAACAAAACCAAAUGAGGUUAUCAGAGAUACUGAAUGUGAUAGGAGGUUGCUCUCCGGUAGCUCCUGCAACCCUCAUGGAAUAUUGAACGCUUCUCCCGGAGGUUUAAGCAAUGGAGCCAAUCUCUCAUCAAGUAACAUGCCAUCUUUCGAUAUCUCCAUGUUCAAGAAUCCGAAGCGACCUGCAGAUCCAGCAAGCACUGUGGAGAAUACUAGGAAGAAACAUCAACACUCUCCAAUUGUACCACCAAGGCACUGCUCGUUGACAGCAGUUGGAAAAUCCAGAGAAGUAGAAACAUUUCUUGGGUUCGAGAGUGUCUUUUCCUUUCUUUGAUGUCUCCUGAAUAACCUGAAAAUGCGAGGAUAUCUGCCACUUAUCACAGUCAUCAAUCCCAGCCUUGAUUUCUGACAGCAGGUUGAAUUUUUCCAAGGUUGUUAUGUGCAGCCUGAUGCUGUUUCAGGUUAUAAACUUCAUGUAGGGUAAAUGGAUGGAUGCUUAUUAGGUUAUUGCUUAUUGUCUAGUCGUCUAGUUACCACUUUCCUAUAGGUAAAAGGAAUGUAGCAAGAUAGUGUUAAUAAACAUCCCACUCUAUUGUUCUUAUGAAACUGAACUGUAACUUGCGCUAGUAUUGGACACAUACAAUUGAAUCUA
Molecule: messenger RNA, 4140 nt
Organism: Rosa rugosa (rugosa rose)
Lineage: Eukaryota; Viridiplantae; Streptophyta; Magnoliopsida; Rosales; Rosaceae
Product: DExH-box ATP-dependent RNA helicase DExH17-like
Exons: 28
Coding region: 211-3822 (1203 amino acids)
Molecular function (GO): nucleic acid binding; ATP binding
Source: RefSeq, a predicted model, not a curated record